GUGUCCCGGCCCCCACAGCGCCCGGCAGCCGCCGCGGGAGGAGCGGAAACCGCCGGGUGCGCCCGCCCAGAGCCUUGCCGGCCCAGAGCGCGCAGAGGAGCGGCGGGGCGGCCUCUGUCCAGCCCGGACCCCCCGAGCGGCGCGCGCGUCCCCUCCGCGCAGCCCCGCCCAGACCUCGCCCGAGCUCGCCGCUGGCCCCUGAACCGUCCCCGGGGGCCCGAUCGCGACCACCUGAGAUCGCCGCGCCCACCUGCGCCCGUGUACCGGCACCAUGGCGCAGCAGGAGGACCUGGAGUUCGGCAAGGCGGACUUCGUGCUGAUGGACACUGUGUCCAUGCCCGAGUUCAUGGCCAACCUCAGACUCAGAUUUGAGAAGGGGCGCAUCUAUACGUUCAUUGGCGAAGUUGUUGUUUCUGUGAAUCCUUACAAGUCUCUGAACAUCUAUGGGAGGGACACAAUUGAGCACUAUCGAGGCCGCGAGCUCUACGAGAGACCCCCUCAUCUUUUUGCUAUUGCUGAUGCUGCUUACAAAGCUAUGAAGAGGCGAUCAAAAGACACCUGUAUUGUGAUAUCAGGGGAAAGUGGAGCUGGUAAAACAGAAGCCAGUAAGUACAUCAUGCAGUACAUUGCGGCCAUCACCAACCCCAGUCAGAGAGCAGAGGUGGAAAGAGUGAAGAAUAUGCUGCUUAAGUCCAACUGUGUUUUGGAAGCUUUUGGAAAUGCCAAAACCAACCGUAAUGACAACUCAAGCAGGUUUGGAAAAUACAUGGAUAUCAACUUUGAUUUCAAAGGAGACCCUAUUGGUGGGCAUAUCAACAACUACUUAUUGGAGAAGUCUCGAGUGAUUGUGCAGCAGCCAGGAGAAAGAAGCUUUCACUCUUUCUAUCAGCUACUCCAAGGAGGGUCAGAGCAGAUACUGCGCUCUCUACACCUGCAGAAAUCCCUUUCAUCCUACAACUAUAUCCAUGUUGGAGCUCAGUUAAAGUCCUCUAUCAAUGAUGCUGCAGAAUUCAAAGUUGUAGCUGAUGCCAUGAAAGUAAUUGGCUUCAAACCCGAGGAGAUUCAAACAGUAUAUAAAAUUCUGGCUACUAUUCUUCACUUGGGAAAUUUAAAAUUUGUAGUGGACGGUGACACACCUCUCAUCGAGAACACCAAGGUUGUGUCUAUCAUAGCAGAAUUGCUCUCUACUAAGACAGACAUGGUUGAGAAAGCCCUUCUCUACAGGACAGUGGCCACAGGCCGUGACAUCAUCGACAAGCAGCACACAGAACAAGAAGCUUGCUACGGCCGAGAUGCUUUUGCCAAGGCAAUAUAUGAGCGCCUUUUUUGUUGGAUCGUUACUCGCAUUAAUGAUAUCAUUGAGGUCAAGAACUAUGACACCACAAUUCAUGGGAAAAACACUGUUAUUGGUGUGUUGGAUAUCUAUGGCUUUGAAAUCUUUGACAACAACAGCUUUGAACAGUUCUGCAUCAAUUACUGCAAUGAGAAACUGCAGCAGCUAUUUAUCCAGCUGGUUCUGAAGCAGGAACAAGAGGAGUAUCAGCGGGAGGGCAUCCCGUGGAAGCAUAUUGACUACUUCAACAAUCAGAUCAUUGUGGACCUUGUGGAGCAGCAGCACAAAGGCAUCAUUGCCAUCCUAGAUGACGCUUGCAUGAAUGUCGGCAAAGUCACUGAUGAAAUAUUCCUUGAGGCACUGAACAGUAAAUUGGGCAAACAUGGUCAUUUUUCCAGCCGAAAGGUCUGUGCCUCAGACAAAAUCCUGGAGUUUGAUCGGGAUUUUCGAAUCCGGCAUUAUGCAGGCGAUGUGGUCUAUUCUGUCGUUGGCUUUAUUGACAAAAAUAAAGAUACUUUAUUUCAAGAUUUCAAGCGUCUUAUGUAUAACAGUUCAAAUCCUGUGCUGAAGAAUAUGUGGCCUGAAGGCAAACUGAGCAUUACAGAGGUGACCAAGCGACCUCUGACUGCAGCCACCUUGUUUAAGAAUUCUAUGAUUGCUUUAGUUGACAACCUUGCUUCAAAGGAACCAUAUUAUGUACGUUGCAUCAAACCCAACGACAAGAAAUCCCCUCAGAUAUUCGAUGAUGAGCGUUGCCGGCACCAAGUGGAAUACCUUGGACUGCUGGAAAACGUGAGAGUGCGCCGAGCCGGGUUUGCCUUCCGCCAGACCUACGAGAAAUUCCUCCACAGGUACAAGAUGAUCUCUGAAUUCACGUGGCCCAACCAUGACCUUCCUUCAGACAAAGAGGCUGUCAAGAAACUGAUAGAAAAAUGUGGUUUUCAGGAUGAUGUGGCUUAUGGGAAGACCAAAGUUUUCAUUCGAACACCCCGUACAUUGUUUACCUUGGAGGAACUCCGUGCCCAGAUGCUCGUACGGAUUGUUCUCUUUCUACAAAAGGUGUGGCGGGGCACCUUGGCCCGCAUGCGGUACAGGAGGACCAAGGCGGCUCUGACGAUAAUCAGGUACUACCGGCGUUACAAAGUCAAGUCCUACAUCCACGAGGUGGCCAAGCGCUUCCAGGGCGUCAAGACCAUGAGAGACUAUGGGAAGCACGUGAAGUGGCCGGCCCCUCCUAAAGUUCUGCGCCGAUUUGAGGAAUCCCUCCAGGCCAUUUUUAAUAGAUGGAGAGCAGCCCAGCUCAUCAAGAGCAUACCUGCUUCCGACCUGCCCCAGGUCAGGGCAAAGGUCGCAGCCAUGGAAAUGUUGAAGGGUCAGAGGGCUGACCUUGGGCUCCAGAGGGCCUGGGAGGGCAACUAUCUUGCUUCGAAGCCGGAUACACCUCAGACCUCAGGCACGUUCGUCCCUGUUGCUAAUGAACUGAAACGGAAGGACAAAUACAUGAACGUCCUCUUUUCCUGUCACGUCCGUAAGGUGAAUCGAUUUAGUAAGGUGGAAGACCGAGCCAUUUUUGUCACUGACCGUCACCUGUAUAAAAUGGAUCCCACUAAACAGUACAAGGUGAUGAAGACUAUCCCUCUAUACAAUUUGACUGGUCUGAGCGUCUCCAAUGGAAAGGACCAACUUGUAGUGUUCCAUACAAAAGAUAACAAAGACCUCAUUGUGUGCCUCUUCAGCAAGCAGCCCACCCAUGAGAGUCGAAUUGGAGAACUUGUUGGAGUCCUGGCGAAUCAUUUCAAGAGAGACAGAGUUUCACUGAGUUGCUGAAGCUCCUUUUGAUCC
Molecule: messenger RNA, 3175 nt
Organism: Marmota monax (woodchuck)
Lineage: Eukaryota; Metazoa; Chordata; Mammalia; Rodentia; Sciuridae
Gene: Myo1d
Product: myosin ID
Exons: 22
Coding region: 272-3160 (962 amino acids)
Biological process (GO): actin filament organization; vesicle transport along actin filament
Cellular component (GO): myosin complex; plasma membrane; microvillus
Molecular function (GO): actin filament binding; ATP binding; microfilament motor activity
Source: RefSeq, a predicted model, not a curated record